AUGUUAUUUACCGUACUCGGAGUAGUUGCUCUCUUCCUGAGAGAAAGAAACAUCAGUUCCACCGUCUCAGGUCAAGAUGAAAGCUUCGACCGUCAAGAAGGACUGGUCACAGAACCCCCUGUGGCCAACAGUGAUGGUCGAGAAAUCGGUGACUGGUGUGAAGAAUCAUCUUUGCAUCUGGAGGAACAGAUCAAUGUUCAGACUGAGGAACCAUCACUGGAGGAACCUGUUGAUGGUCAGAGUGAAGAACCAUCACUGGUAGAGCCUGACAGUGUUCACGGUGAAGAACCAUCACUGGUAGAGCCUGUCAGUGUUCACGGUGAAGAACCAUCACUGGUAGAGCCUGUCAGCGUUCACAGUGAAGAACAAUCACUGGUAGAGCCUGACAGUGUUCACGGUGAAGAACAAUCACUGGUAGAGCCUGACAGUGUUCACGGUGAAGAACCAUCACUGGUAGAGCCUGUCAGUGUUCACAGUGAAGAACCAUCACUGGUAGAGCCUGACAGUGUUCACGGUGAAGAACCAUCACUGGUAGAGCCUGACAGUGUUCACGGUGAAGAUUCAUCACUGGUAGAGCCUGACAGUGUUCACGGUGAAGAACCAUCACUGGUAGAGCCUGACAGUGUUCACGGUGACGAUUCAUCACUGGUAGAGCCUGACAGUGUUCACGGUGAAGAACAAUCACUGGUAGAACCUGUCGAUGGUCACAGUAAGGACAUAGCCAGCUCCUCCAGCAGUGAUGAUGUUCCUCGAUACCUUUUCUACGCUGAGUCCAGCAGUAGUGAUGACUACCCCCAAGAGAUUUAUUCAGCCGGGUCCAACUGUAGUAGUGAGCUCACAGUCAGCUCCUACAGCAGCUUCUUUUCAGCUGAGUCCGGCUGUGGUGAUGACACCUCUACCAAUUUCGAGUCUGCCGAGUCCGGCUGUGGUGAUGACACCUCUACCAAUUACGAGUCUGCCGAGUCCGGCUGUGGUGAUGACACCUCUACCAAUUUCGAGUCUGCCGAGUCCGGCUGUGGUGAUGACACCUCUACCAAUUUCGAGUCUGCCGAGUCCGGCUGUGGUGAUGACACCUCUACCAAUUUCGAGUCUGCCGAGUCCGGCUGUGGUGAUGACACCUCUACCAAUUUCGAGUCUGCUGAGUCCGGCUGUGGUAAUGACACCUCUACCAAUUUUGAGUCUGCCGAGUCCGGCUGUGGUGAUGACACCUCUACUAAUUUCGAGUCUGCCGAGUCCGGCUGUGGUGAUGACCCCCCUCCAAAUGUGGUCUCUACUGAGUCCAGCUGUGGUGAUGACCCCCCUCCAAAUGUGGUCUCUGCCGAGCCUGGCUGUAGUCAUUACAACCCCCCAAAUGUGGUCUCUGCUAAGCCCGGCUGUAAAGAGGAUGUUGCUCAAGGUGCAACCUGUCAGACAGAGGGCGCUGUUCCACCUCAGCCAGAAAAGCUGAAGGAUGAAGACACACACAUCAUUGAGAUCAACUCACAGCACUAUAAAAUUGGUGCUGAGCUGGGCAAAGGAGGCUUUGGAACAGUUUUUGCCGGGACCCGUUUAGAAGAUGGCCUUCAAGUGGCAGUAAAAAUAGUCGAUUCCAAGGCUUUGCGACUCAUCAAAGUUGGUGGGUUUGAAAAACCCCUUCCAUCAGAGAUCGCUCUGCACUAUCUCGCCACUAAAGGCCCCAGGGUUAAACAAAUUGCUGAGCUUCUGGACUGGAAGGUUGAGGCUGAACGUUACAUCAUAGUCGUGGAGCGGCUCAUACCCAGUAUGAACUUACGUGAAUUUUUAAUCGACAACAAAGAAGACACCCCUGAGGACUUGGUACGGAAAAUCAUGUUCAACGUAACAAUUGCAGCUCACACGUGCUGCCAACGCGGAGUGUUUCACAGCGAUAUCAAGCUGGAGAACUUGCUGAUAAAUCCGGAGACCUUUGAAGUCAAACUGAUUGACUUUGGGUGCAGUGUCCUCCUUACUAAAGACUGUUACCAUCACUAUUCAGGUAUGUAAAUCCCUCAAAGCUCUAAGGAGCUCUUGUGAUGGGUCAAGGCUCAAUGAGAUUCUUGAAACAUCCGCUGUUAUUUAUCUAUACCAGGGGUGACAAAGCUCAGUCCUAGAGGCUUAAGUUUAGCUCCAACUUGCCUCAACACACCUGACAGAAAAUCUUUAGUAUACUUAGUAAGAGCUUGAUUAGCUUGUUCAGUUUCAUCUUAGUGGGGCUGGAGCUAAACACUGCAGGACACAGAUCCUGGGUUUAAUCACCCCUGAUCUACACUGUUGGAAAUUUAGAUGUUGUGCUAAUAAAAACAAAAUCUCUUUCUUUCAGGCACAAGACUUUUCGCCCCUCCCGAGUUUUUAAACACUGGCAGAUACCAUGGGGAGCCAGCGACAGUGUGGUCACUCGGGAUUCUUCAGUUUUUGCUAUUGUUUAAAAAAUAUCCAGUAGUAGUUGACCUCUUCAAGUUGCAUAACAGAGACAUAGAGUUUGCCAGAGGGUCAAAAGGUGAGAUCUUCUCUUCAGUUACAGAUGGUUGUGUAUAACAAUUUGAAUGUCAAUGAAAAAAGCAUGUUUAAACUUCAAGCCAAUAUUUACAUGUACUGUAUUUCUUUCUUUUCAGAAUGCAGGGAUUUCAUCUGCGCUUGCCUGCAGUUGAACAUCAACAUUCGAAGUAAACUGCAUGCUCUCCGUGCCCAUGCCUGGUUUAAGGUGAUUAAUACAUUUUGAAGAUUUUGACAAUAGUCAAAUGAAUCUGUCAUGAGCUGAGUUUCCAUCCUGAUGUGAAGCACAAUGUGAAGUUCACUAAAUAUAUAUUUAUAUAUUUUGUAAUUUUAAAUAAGAAUUAUGACCAAAUAAUUUCCAUCAAGUUGGUCGAGCAGCUGAACUGUAGUAUUGGUAACCUCGUAACCAACAGUAAACAAGGGAAGUAUAAUUGAGAAAUGUUCGCUACAUCAAAGUUCAUUUGACAAAUGCUUUUCCAUCAUGAACCCUUUUUCACACAAAUCCAAAAUGACCUCAAGUGAGCAUAAAACAUUUUGUGAAUUAAGGGAUUCUCAUUUAAAUUUGUUUCUCAUGUGAUUCUUAAAAAGGUGCAUCAACACAGGCUGAUGGAAACCCAGUUAGUGUCAGACGACAAUCCUGUGUUCUUAAACUUCUUUUUUUUAAUUGACAUUUAUUGCUUUUCUUUUAAUGAUAUGUUGUUUGUUUAAUGCAUUAAAGCUGUAACCUGAUCACUGUUUUUGUUUCAGGAGGAGAACAAGGAAGAAUGAGUAGAAAUACCCUAAUUUAAUGGGUAGAUCUAGUCAUUCCAGCCACACCAUGGUCCUAUAGCUGAAAGAAAUUUUGUGUAAAAAAAAAA
This is a messenger RNA of Danio rerio (zebrafish), 3347 nucleotides long. The record is from RefSeq and is a predicted model, not a curated record. Lineage: Eukaryota; Metazoa; Chordata; Actinopteri; Cypriniformes; Danionidae.